UUUUCGGAAGAACAAAUAGGAUUGUGCUUUGAAAAAUUUAGGGUGAAUGGGAUAGAUGUGGAAUAUCAGGCAAGUACGUAACCGGGGAACCGUGCACUAAUCACCGGAUCUUAAUCCUCUCCUCUCUCCUGCCUUUUCUUUGUUUCGAAUCAAUCUUUAUAUGAUUAUGAAUGUUGCGGCAGCAAGGCUUCAUUCACAAGAUAUGGAGCCAACGCCAAAAUGACGUUAACAUUCUGUCCGAUUAAUCCGAAAACAUCUCUGAAUCUCUCUGUGUUCGCGGAGGAGCCGAUCAAUACAAGAGAAGCGGAUCAGAUCUUGUUGUUCUCCGAUCAGACGCUUCAUUGAUCUCUUGGAGCUCAGGUGGCCUUCCGGAGCGUGGAAGAAUUGGACUUGCUUAUUUGACAAGCAUUGCAGUUAGUCAGUUAUUGCUUGAUUUGAUAUCCGUGAAUUUGCACAUUUUGAGUUCAUCAGGACAAGCUUUUGUGGUUGAUUUGAUUUGUCUUGCACCACCUAGGUGGCUGAAGACUGAAGUUAAGUUUGAAGGUAACUGUUGUCCUUUGAGUGGCUUGGAAAGCUGGAUUUUAGAUGGCUCUGAGCUCAAAUAGGAAAUGAGAUGGUCUAUGGUGGUUCUAGAAUUGAGAAAAGAUUGAGUCCAUGUGAAAUAACUUAAGUGAGAGAAGAAGUCAAGGGUCAGGUUUUCCAAGGGAUCCUUCAUUCUCAGGUUGGUGCAAUGAAGACGGGGAAAUCCUCAUAGAUGAUCCACUAGAAAAUGUGGAUCAACUUAUAGAAGACUUCCACUUUGUAUUACCUUUUGCCACAAGAAGUUGGUAUAGAAUAGGUACAUUCCAACAGGAACAGCAACCAGUAUAGAAAGUUUUCAGCCAAAAAGUAUGCAGAUGAAUGGCGAUAACAUUGAGGAUGGUAUUUCUGCUCUUGGCAUGAGAACAGGAAAUGGAAGUUAUGCACAUUUUGAGGUUGAAAAUGGGACUCAAAUAGAUCAAGAUUUCUUGGAUCUUGGACAUAAUGAGUCCGUUUCUAUGAAUAUACAUGAUUCAUCACAAUCAAGUAGCAAAGUUGCUAUUUCUACUGCUGAUGUGCUGAAGACAUUGUUCUUUAUACUUGUCUGGUACAUUUUCAGCACAUUGUUGACCGUGUAUAAUAAAACUCUGUUAGGAGACAAAUUGGGAAAGUUCCCAGCUCCCCUGUUGAUGAAUACAGUUCACUUUGCAAUGCAAGCUGUGUUAUCAAAGGCUAUUACGUGGUUUUGGUCUCAAAAAUUUCAGCCAAGUGUAUCUAUGUCAUGGAGAGAUUACUUUUUGAGAGUUGUACCAACGGCUUUAGGAACAGCAAUGGAUAUUAACCUGAGCAAUGCUUCCCUUGUUUUCAUCUCUGUUACAUUUGCCACCAUGUGUAAAUCAGCAUCUCCCAUAUUUCUCCUCCUAUUUGCUUUUGCAUUUAGGUUGGAGUCUCCAAGCUUUAAACUUUUGGGCAUCAUCUUUAUUAUAUCUGUUGGAGUACUUUUGACAGUUGCAAAGGAAACUGAAUUUCAAUUUUGGGGAUUCAUUUUCGUGAUGCUUGCUGCUGUUAUGUCUGGGUUUCGUUGGGCUAUGACUCAGAUUCUUCUUCAGAAAGAAGUCUAUGGUCUGAAAAAUCCACUUACCUUAAUGAGCUGCCUAACUCCAGUAAUGGCAUUGGCAACUGCUCUGCUGUCUCUUAUGAUGGACCCUUGGGAUGAAUUCAAAAUAAGCAAUUAUUUCAACAGUUCAUGGCAUGUCAUUCGAAGCUUUCUGCUGAUGCUUUUUGGUGGAACUCUGGCCUUUUUCAUGGUAUUGACAGAAUAUAUUCUUGUUUCAGUAACUAGUGCAGUAACUGUGACAAUAGCAGGAGUUGUCAAGGAGGCUGUCACUAUUUUGGUUGCUGUGUUUUAUUUCCAUGAUCAAUUUACUUGGAUGAAGGGGUUUGGUCUUAUUACAAUCAUGGUUGGUGUGAGCUUAUUCAACUGGUACAAAUACAUGAAGCUACAAAAAGGUGAAUCAGGUGAAGAGAAAGUGCCAAGGUCAUCAUUAACAAAUUCAGCUGCAAAAUAUGCUAUCCUCGAGGAGAUGGACGAUGAAGGUGAUGGCUCCUCGCAGCCAAGUAGUCAUGACAGUUGAAUAUAAUGGAUAAGCUUCAGGUAAGGUAUGCGCCAACAACUUUUACCUGGAGCAAUCUGAUUCUCUUGUUUGCUAGCUGGAGGCUGGAGCACCUGCAGCUAUAACUCAAGGGUAACAUUGUACCCGUAUCUUCAUUCUUCAACCUUUUUCGGGUUCCAUUUAUACAAUUUUCCUAUCAGAUUUUGUAUUGCAAGUGUCGAAAACAAACUUUUUCGACUAUCUGCCCACAGCAUACAAUUGGAAGUUAAAUGGGGAUUCUUUUUCCUUCGUCAAGUUGAUUGUGCAUUGUAUAUUUUUUGUCAAGUCAGAUGAUUCAAGUACCAAAUACCAACCCUGACAAUUGAUUUUUGUUGCCGCUCAUUUGGAGUAUUGUUUGUUGAAAUAUUGAGGAUUUAGGUAGUAGGUAGAACCACGUAUGAAACAUUGGGUGUUACUGUUUUAACAUUAAAUUCAUUGGAAAAUAUUGGCCUCUUGCCUUCUCAUGGAUGUAAACUUAAAAUUGUUUUGAGGAAAUGUAUUAUACCCUGAAAGUUGCAUAUGUCUUGAUUCUAUUUGUUAGGGUUAUGUCUGUCUGUCUCGACUGCUACUGUAUUAACAUUUGUUAUCGUUUAUUUGUAUUCUAGAAUGAGUUUCUCAGUGACCAAA
Molecule: messenger RNA, 2798 nt
Organism: Diospyros lotus (date-plum)
Lineage: Eukaryota; Viridiplantae; Streptophyta; Magnoliopsida; Ericales; Ebenaceae
Product: probable sugar phosphate/phosphate translocator At1g06470
Exons: 13
Coding region: 891-2153 (420 amino acids)
Biological process (GO): UDP-glucose transmembrane transport
Cellular component (GO): cis-Golgi network; endoplasmic reticulum-Golgi intermediate compartment; Golgi apparatus
Molecular function (GO): antiporter activity
Source: RefSeq, a predicted model, not a curated record